Molecule: messenger RNA, 2249 nt
Organism: Octopus sinensis (East Asian common octopus)
Lineage: Eukaryota; Metazoa; Mollusca; Cephalopoda; Octopoda; Octopodidae
Product: tropomyosin Tod p 1.0102
Exons: 2
Coding region: 355-1098 (247 amino acids)
Biological process (GO): muscle contraction; actin filament organization
Cellular component (GO): actin filament
Molecular function (GO): actin filament binding
Source: RefSeq, a predicted model, not a curated record
GCCAAACUGCCUGCCUGCCUGCCAACGCGCCUGCCUGCCAACUAACCAGCCAACCAGACAAGGUAGUUUCUUUGACUUUCUGUAUCUCAUUCCACCUUAUCUCCGUUUGGGUUAGUUGUGUGUGCGUGUGUGCCUGUCUACAGCUAGCAGCGGGCAGUGAAGUCAGGAAGUGCUUGAGUCGAGAAACAAAAAUAUUUAGGGGAAGAAAAACAUCUAAACCAACUGAAGCAACUACCCCCCAAACGAAAUAUUCCUCAAGCAAAGUAGAAGGAAUCUCGAAGUUCUGUAUAUAUUCCAUCGAUUAGUUCAGAAUAAAAAGGUUUUGUUGCAAAUCGUAACUGUUUCAGAUCAACCAUGGAUGUUUGCAAGCAGAAAAUGAAAUCCCUUCGCCUUGAGGCGGAAACGGCCAAGGAAAAAGCAGACGAAUUUGAAAAGAAGCUUAAAGAAGCGGAGCAAGCAAAAUUCUUGUUGGAACAAGAUUUGACAUCUUGGCAGAAAAAAUACAGUAGUUUAGAAAAUGAACUAGAUAAUAUAACUCGAGAGUUGGAAAGAAUACAGGAUAUAGAGAAAGCGAAGAACAAGCUGGAUGACGAGUUGGUCUGGCAGCAGAAGAAAUAUGCCAUCUUAGAACAGGACUUGGACAAUGCUCAGAAUGAAUUGGACAAGGUAAAGGAUUGUUAUGCUGCUAAAGAAAAAACGGAAGAAGAACUGACAUGGCUUCAGAAAGCACACACUAACGUAGAGAAAGAUCUCGAUGAGGUGACUUCUAAACACGAAAACACCACUGACCGCUUGAACUCCUCUGAGCAGAAAGUGUCCGAACUUGAAGCUGAGAUCCAGGCUCUCCAUCGUCGUAUCCAAAUACAAGAAAUGGACUUGACUCGUAGCGAAGAGAUGCUUGAAUUGAAGAGUGUAAAAGAAGAGACCAACCAGGAGAAAUUGAGUGAAGCCGAGUUGCGAGCGUCCACAGCCGAAGCGAACGUGACCCGACUGGAAGGAGAAAUCGAUAGGUUGGAGGCGGAAGUACAGGCCGAAAAAGACAAAUACCAAGUUUUGUGUGACGAUUUGGAAACUGCGUACGCCGAACUGGCAGUUUAAGAAGUUUAUCUUCAUUUCUCUCCUUCUUCUUCUGUAUGAAUUUUCUGAUUUCUCCUUUCUCCACACCACUCCAAUCUUUCCAACUUUUCCUUCUCUUGUCUAAUGACUGCCCAAUCUUGUUGACACGCUUAAGACAUUGCCAUUGUGAUUACGCUAUUACAUUUAAGACACGAGCAACAACAACAGCAACAACAACAACAACAACACCAAUAGCACCAACAUCAGCAACAACAUCGAUCGCAACAAUGACUACAUUUCUGACAAGACCACAAAGUGAAUAUAUACUUAAACCCUUCGAAAUAUUCAACGUUAAGAAGAUGCUUUGAUAUCCGAACCCAUGGCAAUUCUUGUGAAUAAAGUUGAGUAAAUUCAUCUGCAGUCAUCAGACAACCCUUACUUGUAACAGGAAGUGAAGAUUUUCGGACCAGAGGACUCAGCCAGUUUCGAAAUUAUCCGAUCCACUUCAUGUUCUCUAUCUCUUUAUCUAUCACUCGCCCCCUCCUUAUAUAUAUAUAUAUAUUAUAUAUAUAUAUACGCUACUAUUUUCUUCCUGUACUUUUCCUGCCAAUUUUGCUAGCUGACAUUUAAAACAAAAUCUAAAAUAAAAAUAAUUUUUAAAAAGUUAUUUUUUUUACACACACACACUGCUUAUCCCCUUUCCUUAAUUUCACCAAGGUUUAUUUUUCUGGAUAUAAUGCAGUACUUCCGUUCUUGUCCAGGAGUGUGUUUUAGAGGUUCCUUAUGAAAACACGCAAAAGGAAACUGAAAGAAACGAACAAAAGAGAUGUGUCGAUUGAAAAUCGUUUGACUUCAGGGUACUACAACAAUACAGAUAAUAUAACCGGUUCCACAUUGAUAACAUUCUAUAAUUAAGAGAAAGCACGAAGCAUUGUAGUCAACUCACAACUCAGUCAGCCAUACCAGCUCUGGCGACAAAAAUAUAUAUUAAAAAAUAUAUCGAUUUCUAAUUUAGUGUCAACGGAAAAAAUGAAUAAGAUGGAAACGCUGAGAGAAAAAAUAUAUCUUAAUUAUUUAUUAUCUGACUUGUGUUUUCUUUGAUCUAAUACAUAUUAGAAUCUCUUUGGUCAACAGCUUCGUAUUCACUCAACUCUUCUCUCCACAUCUGCAAAUAAACACGUUAACACCUUCAA